AUAAACAUAUAAAUUAACACAUAUUAUAAAUAAACACAGAUUAAUAUGAAGUUGACCAUAAAUGAAGUGGUAUAAAGGAGGUUUUCCUCUGUGAAACAGUCUGAUUAAAACAUGAUGAUGAUGAUGAGGAGGAGGAAGAAGCCCAGUCCACUGGAGGAGGCCACACACUUCAGCCUUAAGAAGGAAGAUCAAGAUGGCCUGGAAGCUCAGUUUAUAAAUGAGUUUAAAGGGAGAGGUGUGUUUAGUUGUACUGACUUUGAUAAGGGAGAUUUCCUAUUGGAGUACAGAGGAGAUCUCAUAAGCAGAGAAGAAUGUGAGCGGAGGCGAAGAAUAUAUCAUGAUGCCCUCAAAGUGUUCAUUGUUGAUGCAGCCCUGGAUGAUGGCUCCCUUGGGAGACUGGUGAAUGAUGACCAUAUAAAACCAAACUGCAGAAUGAAGACCAUCCGUGUGGAUGGUAACUCUCAUCUUUGUUUAUUUGCCAUAAGAAGCAUCUGUCCUGGUGAAGAGAUCACAUACAAUUACGGCGAUUCUGAGUGGCCAUGGCGAUGCAAGAUGACAUCGUCUAAGAAUUCACCACCUCCAGAACAAAAAGAUACAGCAGAUAAAAAGGCAUUCAAAAAGGUGAUGUAG
Molecule: messenger RNA, 630 nt
Organism: Clarias gariepinus (North African catfish)
Lineage: Eukaryota; Metazoa; Chordata; Actinopteri; Siluriformes; Clariidae
Product: N-lysine methyltransferase KMT5A-A-like
Exons: 4
Coding region: 112-630 (172 amino acids)
Molecular function (GO): protein binding
Source: RefSeq, a predicted model, not a curated record